UCUGGUGUGCUCAAAGGGGUUUGGGAGGGGGUUGAUAUUUGGAGGUGGGGGUGGGAUUUUUGCAUUGCAAGACCCAAAACAGAGAAAGGAGGUCUGAACUCCCAUCUCCCUUCCCUUCCGUCCUUCCUCCUGCAUCAGGAAGAGCCUCUUUUGCAAAGCCAAAGAAAUUCCCAAUAAACAGCCUGGGGAAACGAAAACAGCGAGGGAGACCAUUUUUCAGAAAUGUGGGCGAUGCCGAUGGUAAUUUCGGAAGCAAAGCAGACUUUUUGCAUGGCUCGUGAGAUUGUGUGUAAGGGAGGAGAAGGUGUGAUGCCGGAGUGUGUGUGGGUGGGGCGGGGGGCCCGGAAUAAUAUUCGAGUCCUGGUCCUCUCCCCUCUCUCGCAUCCCCCCAGCCCCCAUUUCCCCUGUUUUGUUGAUUGUAAUUUCUGCUCAAAUGGAUUUUAAACUCUCCAGUGCUGGGGGGUGCUGCUGCUGCUAGUCCGCUUGAGAAAACCCCGGGCUGCUUUCCCAGGAUGGGCGCAAAAUAGGAAUCUCCCGGCCCCUCCUUGCUGGCUGCGCUUCCAGCCCCGGGGAAACAUUUUGCAAAUGUUUAAAUUUCAUUUGUUCUCUGAUUUUCUUUUACACUUAACAUUUUCAAUUUCUCUGUCUCUCUUGGAUUUUUCCUAAUUUUGGUAUGUUUUGUUAAUGUACAGGUAUAUCUGUUGUGGGAUGUAUGUCUUUUUUCCCAUUUCUAAUCCAUCUUUCUUAUUGAGACCCAAAGCAGGUCAGUUAAUCAGUGAUCAGAUCGCAAGAGUGAAGAUUGUUGUGGGGACAGAACAGAGGCGAGGAGCCUGAUUGGAAGAGCAUCGGAGUCACGUUUUGGAUCAUCUGCUCUUUGGGGCGGAGUGGAAACAUUUAAGAUGCAGUCAGAUCAGUGUCCAAUUUCCUUUGAGGAAGUGACCGUGCGCUUCACUAAGGCAGAGUGGGCCCUGCUGAGUCCUGACCAGAGAGCUUUGUAUGUGGAAGUCAUGGUGGAGAAUUAUUGCAAUGUUGCUUCCCUAGCAAUUCCCAAGCCAGUCCUUAUCUGCUGGCUUCAGGCAAGUGAAGCGCCUUUUCCUUCGGACUUCGAAGAAGAGGCCAGGUUGGCAGGUGACAGACAGGGUGACAAGCAUUAUAGCAAGAGACAUGUGAUGUCUUUUGAAACAACCAGCCAUGAAGUGGAGGAAGAGCCUUCUGGGAAUGAAGAAGGAUCAAAGAGACAGGAGGAGAAGCAAGUGGAGAAGUUGGGGAAUCAGUCUGUAGUUUUUGAAGCAGACGGCUUGCUUGGAAAGGCAGCUGAAGAAGAAUAUCUCAAAGGAAAGGGGAGGAAUCAGCUUUCUGAAAAUGGAGUAGGAUUGCAAAGAGAAUCCAAAUUUAUUUCCCCUCAGAGAAUCCACCCAUCAGAUGAGUGUUAUAUAUGUUCCGAAUGUGGAAACGCUUUCAGCAGUCUUGUAAGCCUCACUUCUCAUCAGAGAAUCCAUAUGGGGGAGAAACCAUUUGAAAGUUCAGAUUGUGGAAGUAGCUCUGAUCUGAGUGAAACCCUUCCUUCCCAUCAAACACAUCAUACUGGGCAAGAGCAAUGUCAGUGCCCAGAGUGCAGGAAGGGGAUCAGGUGUAAUACAAUUCUCCAUUCAAAGGAGAAACCAUAUAAAUGCUUAGAAUUUGGAAAGAACUACAGUCAGAGUGGAACACAUGCCUUUCAUCAAAUAAUUCACAUAGGGGAGAAACUUUACAAAUGCUUGCAGUGCAGUAAAAGCUUCAGUGUCAAAAGUAACCUUAGUAGCCAUCAAAGAAUUCACACAGGGGAGAAACCUUACAAAUGCUUGCAGUGUGGAAAAAGAUUCCGUCACAGCGCAGGCCUCACUUCCCAUCAAAGAAUCCAUAGCAUGGAAAAGCCGUAUGAGUGCUUGGAGUGUGGAAAGACGUUUAGUCACAGCACAAGCCUCACUGCCCAUCGGAGAAUUCACACAGGGGAGAGACCAUAUGGGUGCUUGGAGUGCGGAAUGACCUUCAAUGGGAGGUCAGCUCUCACUGCCCACCGGAGAAUCCACUCUGGGGAGAAACCAUACCAGUGCACAAUAUGUGGGAAAUGCUUCAGUCAGAGACCGCACCUGACUUCCCACCAAAGAACCCAUUCUGGUGAGAAACCGUAUAAAUGCCAUGAAUGUGGGAAAGGCUUCAGUCAGGGCUCACACCUGACUGCACACCAAAACUGCCACACGGGAGAAAAGCCAUAUAAAUGCUUGGAGUGUGGAAAGGGUUUCAGUAGCAACUCAUACCUUAAAGUGCAUGAAAGAAUUCAUACAGGGGAGAAGCCAUGUAAAUGCCUGGAGUGUGGGAAAACCUUCACAUUUACUUCAAGCCUUAAAAUUCAUCAAAGAAUCCACAAAGGAGAAAAGCUGUAUAAAUGCAUGGAUUGUGGGAAAAGCUUCUAUGAAAAGUCCUAUCUUACUAUGCAUCAAAGAAUUCACACAGGAGAGAAGCUAUAUAAAUGCCUGGUGUGUGGGAAGACCUUCCUUUACAAUGCACGCCUCAUUUCCCAUCAGAAAAUCCACACAGGGGAGAAGCCAUAUAAAUGCUUGGAGUGUGGAAAGAGUUUCCGUAUCAACAGUUACCUUAAAUCACAUGAAAGACUCCAUGCAGGAGUGAAACCGUAUCAAUGCCUGGAGUGUGGGAAAAGCUUCAAUCGGAGCUCAAGCUUUAGUAUGCAUAAACGAACCCACACAGGAGAGAAACCUUACAAAUGCUUGGAGUGUGGGAAACGGUUCAGUCGUAGUUCAAACCUUACCGCCCAUCAAAGAAUCCACACAGGGGAGAAACCUUACAAAUGCUUUGAGUGUGGGAAAAGCUUCAGUAAUAGUUCACACCUUUCUUCUCAUCAAAGAAUUCACACUGGGGAGAAACCUUACAAAUGCUUGGAGUGUGGGAAAUGGUUCAGUCAUAGUUCACACCUUACUGCCCAUCAAAGAAUUCAUACAGGGGAGAAACCAUAUAAAUGCUUGGAAUGUAGUAAAAGCUUCAGUUGCAGAAGUAAUCUCAGUAGCCAUCAAAAAAUUCACACAGGGGAGAAACCUUACAAAUGCUUGGAGUGUGGGAAAAGCUUCAGUCAUAGUUCACACCUUAUUUCCCAUCAAAAAAUUCACACAGGGGAGAAAUCUUGCAAAUGCUUGGAGUGUGGAAAAAGCUUCCAUCACAGUGUAAGCCUCACUUCCCAUCAAAGAAUCCACACAAGGGAGAAGCCAUAUGAGUGUUUGGAGUGUGGAAUGACCUUCCGUUGGAGUGCAUCCCUCACGUCCCACCAGCGAAUCCACUCUGGGGAGAAACCGUACCAGUGCACGAUAUGUGGGAAAUACUUCCGUCAGAGACCGCACCUGACUUCCCACAAAAGAACCCAUUCUGGAGAGAAGCCGUAUAAAUGCCAGGAAUGUGGGAAAAGCUUCAGUCAGAGCUCACACCUGACUAUACACCAAAGCCUCCACACGGGAGAAAAGCAAUAUAAAUGCUUGGAGUGUGGAAAGAGUUUCAGAAUCAACUCACAUCUUAAAGUGCAUGAAAGAAUCCAUUCAGGGGAGAAGCUAUAUAAAUGCCUGGAUUGUGGGAAAAGCUUCAAUCACAGCUCAAGCCUUAAUAUGCAUAAAAGAAUUCACACAGGAGAGAAGCCGUAUAAAUGCCUGGAGUGUGGAAAAAGCUUCCGUCAGAGCUCAGAUCUUAAUUCGCAUAAAUUAAACCACACAGGAGAGGAGCCAUAUAAAUGUUUGGAGUGUGGAAAGAGUUUCAGAUGGAGAGACACUUUUAUAUCCCAUCAAAGAAUUCAUGAAGAGGAAGAAUCAUCAGACUAGGAGUUUUUGUAAUUCCACAAAAGGUUAGAUUAAUUUGGAAAAAAAGUUUCCUGGGAAACAAAUAAUGGAGAAGCGCUUAAGGUAUCUGUGGUAAACAGGACCACAUUUACAUUGUUUAUUCAUAAGGUCUUUAGAAUGCUUAGAUGUUCAUAAGCAUUAGAAAAGCAAUGUUUGUCCUUCAGGGGCUUGGCUCAGAAACCCAUAAGUUAAUAAUGGGACCCAAUAGCCCCAUAUGUUUAAUUUCUUAGAAAUGUACCUGCACACACACAAUUUCCCAAAGAGCUGCAGAUUCACUCUUCCUUAACAAGCCAUUUCUGAGCUUUCUUAGUUGAGAUCUGUCGCGGUAUGCUUACGCUACCCAGGCCUCAGUGGUGGGUUCAAGAGAAGACACGACAUACCAAGCUUUAGUACAAAUGGUGUAUUAUACAAUUUACAGGUGGAUAUAUUACAGACUUACUACGUUGACUGACAAAGUGCUUCGCCAGUAACCCGCAGAGCUGGAGCUCUUUACAGUAAAAGACUCUGCAUCCUUAUAUAUUCCUUAGUAGCCUAUCCCAUCACAGUGCAUACUCACUGUGCCAGCCCAAAUGACCUUGACAUAUACAGAGAAGUACAUCACCUGGCUGGUAUCACAUGAUAGCUACCUGUCAUCACUCUGUAAUUACUGAUGGCACAGAUCAGUCACUGCUAGCUGCCUCAUCUGUUUGUUUAUUUACCUUGACAAGAUCUGUCUUCUGUUUGGGAAGUGGGGAAGCUGGCAUGACCUUGCGUGGCUAUUCCAAGGUAGCUUCUUCCCAAAGGGCAGCAGACUGUUCUCCAAUUAUGCCACCGAGGUAAAUAGGAGCAGCAGUUGUGUUCAGCAGAGUGCGUUCUGGUCCCGUGGAAUUGCAUUGGCUGCUUAGGAGGCUCUCUUUAUCUUACUAAAGAAAUAGGAGCCCUUUAUUAUUAAGAUCUCCACCCAGGAUAGGACAGAGUAGAGAGAGCAUUUUUAACUAACCUGGAGGGAGGGAGAGAAGAGAAUGUCGUGCUCUGCUGAUGGCAAGAUGGAGGAAAGAGAGAGGGAAGGUGUCUCCCAGAAGAAAGGAAGAUUCCCUGAGGGUAGCAAUCUGGUUAUCAAAGGGACAGCUCCAGCACAGUGACGAAGGACAUGCAAGGUCCUGACCUCUCUCUGUCUCUCUCUGCUCUGUCCUGGUCAGCCCUGGCUCGCCCAAUCUCAUCAGGUCUCUGGAAACUCAGCACAGCUGGCUUUGGAAAUCACAGAUAAAAACAGAUUUCAUUUCUGCAGUGUUCAUUUUUGAGUAAACAAAAAUUAUCUAGCAAAACAGAGGAGGCUGUGCUAGAAAUUUAUUUUGAAAUGAAGGUUCGGAGGGCAUUCUGCAUCCGGUCAAAAUAAAGCAUAUACAUUCUCUACCUAGGCUACCAGGCAAAGUAAUAGGAAGU
Eublepharis macularius is the source of this 5297-nucleotide messenger RNA. RefSeq names its product zinc finger protein 665-like. Lineage: Eukaryota; Metazoa; Chordata; Lepidosauria; Squamata; Eublepharidae. The coding region runs from base 900 to 3857 and encodes 985 amino acids. The record is from RefSeq and is a predicted model, not a curated record. Gene Ontology annotation, biological process: regulation of DNA-templated transcription. Gene Ontology annotation, molecular function: RNA polymerase II cis-regulatory region sequence-specific DNA binding; DNA-binding transcription factor activity, RNA polymerase II-specific. The transcript is spliced from 6 exons.